This is a messenger RNA of Pseudophryne corroboree (corroboree frog), 1804 nucleotides long. RefSeq names its product MRN complex interacting protein (gene MRNIP). The record is from RefSeq and is a predicted model, not a curated record. The transcript is spliced from 8 exons. Gene Ontology annotation, biological process: mitotic G2 DNA damage checkpoint signaling. NCBI's taxonomy places the organism in Eukaryota, Metazoa, Chordata, Amphibia, Anura, Myobatrachidae. The coding region runs from base 168 to 1184 and encodes 338 amino acids. Gene Ontology annotation, molecular function: chromatin binding. Gene Ontology annotation, cellular component: nucleus.
CAGGGCGGGAACUGGGACUGGGAGGUGCUGCAGACUGCACAGCACAGUGCACACACAGCUUCCUGCUCUGCAGCAUGCUGGUGUGCUUACCUCUGUAGCUGCCCAGAGAUCUGACUGCAGUGCUCUCACACAGCCUUCAGCUCUGCUGUCAUACUCCUCAUAUUAAUAUGGUGCAGGAAUUCCAAGUCCUCAGAUGUUUUUCCUGUCAGACCUUUCAAGUGCACCAGGUUAGAAAGAGCCAGAAAUGGGCGUGCAAGCUGUGUGGGGAAAAGCAGUCACUGCUGAAGGUUUAUGGUCGAGGCUCCGGAGCAGACUGCAGGCGCCAUGUGCAGAAGUUGAACCUGCUUCAGGGGGAGGUGGGGCAGGCGGCUAGUUGCCCCGAUGAGCGGAAUGUGCAAAAUGCAAUCUCGGAUAGUGACAAUUGUGAUGACACACAGGGAGGAAUGGGGGCUUCACAGGAAGCAAGCGCCGUAAGCCGGUGGAAUAAAUAUCUGGAGGAAAACAGGGACAGCGCGUGUGAAGAGGGAGAGAGCCUGAGUGACGCUGGCCAAGAUGUGUUACUUUCUCGAGAGGAAAAUCCAUCAACUAUCAGGAAACGUAAAACGAGUUUACAGUACGGCUGUGGUUUCGAAAGUCCGCAUGGCGAAGGAGUGGAUGCAAACAGGUCAAAGAAAAACAGGAUCUGUGAGCCAAGAGACGCUCUACACUUCUUAGGGGCUGAUGAGUAUGAAGCGCAGCAAAGAGAAAACUCGGGUGUAUCUGCACCAGGCGCCAGUCAGCCAUACAGCAGGAGAACAGAGGACAUAGGUUCUUCUAAGUGUCGUGGAAAGCCAGUAUCGCACACAUUACCUGUUGUGGUCCAGUCCUGCACUGAAUCUAGAUGGGAGAGGUUUCUUCCCAGCAAAGAGCCAGAGGAAGAGCACAUCUCCAGUACGCCCAGUUUCCAGAAUAGGGAACCAGAAGUAGACAUUGAUUUAAAUCAAACUCCCCCUUAUAAGAAAGCCGGGCAGGGAUGGUUAUCUGCCAUUGAGCAGGGGAAUCAGCCUAUUGGGCCAGAUAUGUUGCCUGGUCAUCCUUUAGCGGAUCAUCAGACAGACCAUAGCCCUAAAGCUGGGGCUUCUAGCUCACUCCCGAAACCCCUCACUCUGUUCCACACAGAUGACGACUUUGAUGAUGACUAUUAAUACCAAUAGCAGCCUAAGCUCUGCUUCUAGAGACAGCGCACCAACUGCCUACACACAAUGAGAACGCGGCCUGACAAUGCAGAGACCUAAUGAUAUCACUGAGGCACAAAGCAGUGGUCCUGGUUCUUCGGGACCUGCAUUAUCUCUUCACCUCGUGCACUAACAGCAGAGAGAUAGAACUUGUGUAUAUAUUACUUUAUCUAUGGUCUUUGUUUACAAAUUCAUGUACAGCUGGGUAUUGUACAGGUGCAGUCCCAUGUAUGGAUUCUGGGGCAGAUUUAUUAAACCUGGUGAAGUGAUAUAGUGGAAGGUGAUAACGCACCGGCCAAUCAGCUUUUGGAUGCCAUGUUUCAAGCUGGGCUUGAAAAUGACAGUUAGGAGCCGACUUGCUGGUGCGUUAUCACCUACCACUUUAUCACUUCACCAGGCUUAAUAAAUCUGCCCCACAGUUUUACUGUACAGAUACAUGUUACAAGAGGUUUAUUCAGAGUUAAAAACAAAGUUCAGAUGAAAAAUCAAAUGUAUAUGAUAAUUCAGGUUAGACCAGAACACUGGAAAGCAGUCAAAAUAGCAUGGGCCUGAAAGUAGUUUAAAUAAAGAAAUCCGAUUGUUUUACCAUG